Messenger RNA from Sclerotinia trifoliorum, 2255 nucleotides. Lineage: Eukaryota; Fungi; Ascomycota; Leotiomycetes; Helotiales; Sclerotiniaceae. The record is from the annotation of a GenBank genome assembly.
AAUUAAGAAUUUACAAAAACCACUAAUACUACUAACUACAUAAGAGCUACUGGCCUCUUUUUCCCUUCUUUUUUUUUACAUUAUGCGCUUAUAGAUUAUCCCUGUCAUUAUCGGGCAUCUUGCAAUUCAGUCAUAAUGAAAUUCCGUACCGCAUCGGCGCGAUCCUUCCGAUAUUUAUCACACAAAAGUCCAUGGGAGGGAACAUGUAUAGAUACUUGUCAAUUCAAAGGAGGAAAUGGAAGGAGAUAUAUCUCUGCCACUGCAUUAGGAUCUAGAAUUUCAGUCUCAGCUUCGGCUGGCUCGACAAUACCGAGACGCUUACUGGCUUUUCCCGCGGCUUUCGUUGCGGGACAGAGGAGGGGUUUCGCAACUGUUCAAAAUGGUAUAUACAUCUACUUUUCCAGACUGGAGUGAAACACUUACUAAGACGCCUACAGGAAAUCCGGACGAUCGAGGACCUAUGAGAGAAUACAAUGCGCGCGUUGCUUCGGGGCAAUUAAAGGACGAUGAGCAUCAAAGAGGUCAGCAACACACAUCCAUACUUUCAUUCCCAUAAUAAGGUCUGACGAAAGAUGCUUCUAGGCAUUAUACAAAAUCUUCAACAUCUUCACGACGAGUUACGAUAUUACCAUGCGCCCGCCAUUAUUCAUCCUACCCUCGAAUCUCUAAAACCCCCACCAACCUCCAUGUUUGCCCGUAUAUUUGGGAACAAACCCAAAGAAUUGGCAUUGAAGGAAAUACCAGAAAACCUUCCGCGAGGGCUGUAUCUAUAUGGAGAUGUAGGAAGUGGGAAGACCAUGUUGAUGGACAUGUUUUAUGAGACACUACCCAGUAGUGUUGCAUCGAAAACGAGGAUCCAUUUCCAUAAUUUCAUGCAGGAUGUUCAUAGGAGGUUACAUAAGAUGAAGAUGGAAUUCGGAAAUGAUAUUGAUGCUGUCCCGUUCGUGGCAGCGGAUAUCGCGGAGCAAGGGAAUGUGUUGUGUUUUGAUGAGUUUCAAUGUACAGAUGUGGCUGAUGCUAUGAUUCUUCGAAGGUAUUUCCCCUAUUCCUUUGGAGAGGUUCUGGUUUAUUCUGAUCUUCUAUAGACUUCUGGAGUCUCUAAUGUCCCAUGGAGUUGUCCUUGUCACAACCUCUAACCGUCACCCGGAUGAUCUUUACCGCAACGGCAUUCAACGAGAGUCCUUCAUCCCCUGUAUCAACCUCCUCAAGUCCCGACUCCAUGUAAUAAAUUUGGACAGUCCCACCGACUACCGAAAGAUUCCUCGCCCUCCUUCCGGCGUUUACCACUCUCCUUUAGACGCUCAUGCGCCUACUCAUGCCGAAAAAUGGUUUCGUUUUCUUGGCGACCCUGAACAAUCUACCCCUCAUUCAGAAACCCAGCGUGUCUGGGGUCGCGAAAUUCAUGUUCCAAAAGUUAGUGGCAAAGCCGCUAUGUUCACAUUUGAUGAAUUAAUCGGAAGGCCAACUAGCGCAGCUGAUUAUAUUGAAUUGAUGAGAAGCUACGAUGCAUUUAUCGUUACUGAUGUCCCCGGAAUGACACAUCAACAACGUGAUCUCGCCCGUCGUUUUAUCACAUUCAUUGACGCCGUCUAUGAAUCUCGCGCUAAACUUGUCCUAACAACUGCGGUUCCAUUAACGCAACUCUUUCUAUCGAAAGAAGAAAUUCGGGAUAGCAUGAAGCAAGAUGCGGAGGAUAAGCGAGGGCAGAAAGAGGAGUCGGCUGAAGGAGAAGAACUUAAUGAUGCAAUGAGAAUGAUGAUGGAUGACUUGGGUAUGAAUAUGAAUAUGUUGAAGAGCAGUAGCAUAUUCAGUGGAGAUGAAGAGAGAUUUGCGUUUGCGAGAGCGUUGAGUCGAUUAAGCGAAAUGGGAAGUCAGCAGUGGGUGGAGAGGGGCAUGGGAUUAGAGAAAGAUGGGGGAAAGAGUGAGAAGGAGGGGUGGCAAAAGGUUCGAAGUAAGAGGUUGGAGGAUAGUAUGUAGGAGGUGGUAAAUCUGGGUUGGGGAAGGUGGGGCGGGGGAUCUUUCUGAAUUGAGAUGCGCGAGAUACCAACAAGGGUUGGUAUAGAUGGUGAUGAGAGAAGAGAAGGUUACACGAGUUGUCUAUUUGGAAAUGGGAGAUUUGUGAGAGGGAGGAAGAGAGGGAGAGAGAGAUUUGAAAAUUUUGAAUACCACAUGUUACAGUAUAUCCAAGCGGUAUUAUAGAAGUAAAGAAUAUACCCAUCUAUAUACCACAUAACUUAGAGACAUUAUUAUCAAAU